CUUUCUGUAAUCUUCACCAUAGCCAAAGUGGUAACCUUCCACACCUUCAAUGAUCAGCCAAACAGAUAUUCCUUCGUCUUCUUAUUGGUCUCCUCCAACUCCUCAAUGGACAUACGAUGUGUUCCUCAGUUUCAGAGGCGUUGACACCCGCAUAAAUUUUGUAGACCAUCUGUAUACUUCUCUGAAUCACAAGGGAGUAUUUGCAUUCAGAGGUGCUGAACAACUUGAGAGGGAAAAUCCCAUCUCGCCAGAACUCUUGAAAGCAAUUGAAGAAUCAAGAUAUGUAAUUGUUGUUCUUUCAAGAAACUAUGCCUACUCAACAUGUUGCUUGGAUGAGCUUGCAAAGAGUGUUGAAUGCAUGAAAGUGAUGGGGCAGACAAUACUCCCAGUUUUCUAUGACGUGGAUCCAUCUGAGGUACGAAAACAAAUGGGGAAUUUCAGGAAAGCCUUCUCCAAGCAUGAAGAAGCCUUUAAGGAUAACACAGAGAAGGUGCGUAAGUGGAGAGAUGCACUUACUGAAGUAGCUGAUCUCUAUGGAUGGCAUUUACAAGAUGGAUAUGAGUCGAAAAUUAUUGAAGAUAUUGUGAGAUAUAUUUUCACUAAACUAAAUCAAACAAUUUCAAGUAUACAUAUGGAUUUAGUUGGGAUGGAUUCACGCGUAAACGAAGUGAUUUCAUGCCUAGACACAGGGUUGAACAAUGUAUGCAUGUUAGGGAUUUGGGGGAUGGGGGGCAUGGGCAAGACAACCAUUGCAGAAGUAGUUUUUGAUAGGAUACGUUCUCGGUUUGAUGCUUACAGCUUUCUUGCCAAUGUUAGAGAGGUAACUGAGAAACAAGGUCUAGUCCAUUUACAUAAGCAACUUCUUUCAGAUAUCCUGUUCGAGAGUAGUGUAGAUGUACAUAAUAUCCAUAUGGGGAUCAAUAAGAUAAGACAGAGACUGCGUACUAGAAUGGUUCUUAUCAUUCUUGAUGAUGUGGAUCAAUUAGAACAGUUGGAAGCAUUGUGUGGUCAUAGUUGGUUUGGUUCGGGGAGUAGGAUCAUUAUAACAUCAAGGGAUGAGCACUUGCUAUGCACAUAUGGAGUGGAUAAAAUGUAUAAGGUUAAGCCGUUAACUGAUGAUGAAGCUCUUCAGCUCUUUUGUCGGAAAGCAUUCAAGAAAGACCAGGUUGGAGAAGACUUUCUCGAGCUAUCAAAGAAUGUUGUGGAAUACGCUAAUGGCCUCCCAUUAGCUAUUGAAGUGUUGGGUUCAUUCCUCUUUGGUAGAAGCGUAGAAGUAUGGUCAAGUGCUUUGGAUAGACUUAAAGAAAAUCCUGACAGAAGAAUUACUGAUGUGCUUAAAGUAAGUUUUGAUGCUUUACAAGACGUAGAAAAGAAAGUAUUUUUGGACAUUGCAUGUUUCUUUAAAGGGGAGGAUAAAGAUCGAGUUACAAGAAUACUGGAAAGUAGUUGUGGCUAUCGUCCAGACAUUGAUAUAGCAGUUCUCAUGGAAAAAUCUCUACUAACUCUAUUUGGAAGAAAAUUGUGGAUGCAUGAUUUGAUUCAAGAAUUAGGUUGGGAGAUUGUUCGUCGUGAAUGCUAUGAAGAGCCGGGCAAACGUAGCAGGCUAUGGCUUCCCAAGGAUAUCAUCCAUGUAUUUGUAAACAAUGAGGGAACACUUGCAGUGGAAGGUAUAUUCUUGAAUCUACCAAAACAAGAGGUGGUUCACGUAAAUGUUGACCCGUUCUCAAAGAUGUGCAAGCUAAGAUUGUUAAAAAUUAGUAAUGUGCACUUUCCUGGAUCUAUCAGAUACCUUUCUAACGAGUUACAACUGCUGGAAUGGCAUGCAUUUCCUUUUAAUUCUUUGCCAUCAAACUUUCAAUCAGAUAAGCUAGUGGAACUCCGCAUGCAUUCAAGCCGUAUCAAACAAGUAUGGAGGGGAAAUAAACGCUGGAGUAUGCUACAGUUUAUCGAUCUAAGUGAUUCCGUGUACUUGAUUGCAACCCCAAACUUCGUUGAGGUUCCAAAUCUUGAGAAGUUGGUGCUUCAAGGUUGUACAAGAUUGGUUGAGGUUCACCCAUCCCUUGGAUUUCUCAAAAACCUUAUCUUGUUGAAUAUGAGAAACUGCAAAUCCAUUGAGAGCCUUCCACCUUUCAUCAGUUUGGAAUCUCUUACUUUAACUCUCUCUGGUUCUUCAAGACUCAAGAGGUUUCCUGAAAUUGAAGGAAAUAUGAAAAGCUUGUUGGAGCUUCAUCUAGAUGGAACUGCCAUUGAAGAUUUACCUCCAUCAAUUCAACGUUUGACUGGUCUUACAUUGAUGAAUUUGGGAGGCUGCAGAAACCUUUUCCGUCUUCCAAGUACCAUUCAGUAUUUGACGUCUCUGAAAACUCUCAUUCUAACAGGUUGCUCAGAACUUGAUGACAUACCUGAGGAUUUGAAUUGUGUGGAAUAUCUUGAGGACCUUGAUAUAAGUGGAACUGCUAUAAGAGAAUCAUCAUCCAUUGCAGCUAUGAAAAAUCUGAAGACUCUAUCCUUCCAAGGAUGUAAAGAUCAACCUUCAAAAUCGUGGCAUUCUCUCUUUACUUGUUGGUGGUGGGGUAGAAAGGGAAAUGUUCCUGUGAGCUUGUUGUUGCCUACUUCAUUCUCUGGUUUAACUUCUUUGACGAGCCUAAACUUAAGUGAUUGCAAUCUGAUAGAUGGAGCAAUACCUGAUGAUCUUGGCACCUUAAUUUCCCUAAGGACAUUAGACUUGAGUGCUAAUAACUUUGUGCACUUACCCGAAAGCAUUGGCCAGCUAUCCAAGCUUGAAUCUCUCAAAUUGAGGAAUUGUAGUAGGCUUCAGUCACUGCCUAAGAAGCUUCCAUUAAGUGUUCGACAUGUGCCCGCUGAUGAUUGUACAUCACUGAUAGAUUUCCCAGAUCAAUUCAAAGUAUGGACCUCAGAUGUUUCUGGAAUGACUACAAUCAGUGCCCUGAUUUCAUCCAAGCAUCAAGAAUCUUCUACUUCAUCGCCACCAGACCCAAAACAUACAAAGACGUGGACUUCAUCAACUGUCCCAGGGCGUAGUUUCUUUAGUUUUGACCCCGAAUCAGAUAAACUUCAACAAUGGAAACCAGUUCAUGAUCUUUCGCUGCCAAAUCAAGUGCUGCAAAAAGACAUUGAACUAUUCGAUUAUAAGUCAUAUUCCAUAAAGUCUUGUGAUUAUCAAAAUGAAAUUCCAAAGUGGUUCAACAACAUAGCUACCAGAGAUUUCAUAUCAAUCCCGGUGCCUCCAGAUUUGAAAAAUGAUAAGAAGUGGAUGGGCGUUGCUAUUGUUUUCUUGGUGAAGCGAAAACCUGGUGUCUCCCAGAUUGAAUCGGAUUUUGCUUCUGAUUACUUCUACAAAUGCAGAGUGGAAACUGAGGAAUUUCAACUGGAACCAUUCCUCCUUGACUGGACACAUCUCAACUCAGUUGAAUCAAAUUCUGAGUUACUUUGUGCUUUCUAUGUACCUUGUGUGUGCUUUCCAAGGAUGUUAAAUGAAUCUUUUGUUAUUGGGUCUGUAUUUGAAACCAACAACCCGUGCAUGGAGGUCCAGAAAUGUGGGAUUCAUCUAAUUUAUGAGCAAGAUGUUGAAAAGCUUAUCCAAACAUUCAUACCACAUAGUUUUGGUAUUGGAGGGCGGCAGCAGCUACAACAACAAAUACCUGUGCUGUCCAAACAAAGUCAGCAAAUAAUCCCUUCUGAGCCCUCCAAUUUGAAUGAAGUUGGUAAAGCUGCAUCAGAGCUUGGAUGGUUUAAUCUGGAGAAUGACAUUUUGAGAUGGGAGAAAUUUAUUCCAACUUGUGAAGAAGGUUCCACAGUUCUGUUGAGAAGGAACAUUGAGUCUGUUCUUCCAAGAUACCUGGAGGGACUAAACCAUAGGUACCAAAACUAUGAUUUUUCUUUAAGUGGAUCCCCAGCGUGGUUCAACACUGAAGUUGGGACUUCUGUGACGAUCAAGUUGCCUCAGAAUCUGCACAAGAGUAAGAAGUGGAUGGGGUUUUCUCUAUGCGUAUCACUUGCAGUGGAACACCAGCACAUCGUAAAGGAGGAUCAGUAUCAUGGUUCUUGUCGACUCGAAAUGGGUAAACAUUAUAUGAAUCUGUCCCUAAACUUUGAGUCCGUGAUAUCUGAUAAGCAUCACCUUUUAAUUGUUUACAUUCCACGAGCAAUGAUUCCCGAACUGUUCACUCAAACAUCAUCAAGGAAAAUCUGCCUUUCCUUUAUUACCUAUAGACCUGCUUUAAAGGUUAAGAUCUGUGGGCUCCGGAUUUUGUACAAGCAAGAUUUACAAGGAUUUGUCCAGACAAUCAUACAGUGUAUAUUAGGCAGUUCAGACACCCUCCUUGGAUAUUAUAAUGAAUUGGUGGUAAAACAUUGGAUAAACUUAAUUCUGGAGCAACGUCACAAAGUCCUCACAGAGGAAAAACAUAGUCCCCAAGAAUGCGAUCACAGUACUCCACACGAAAGAAAGUUCCAGUUGAUCUCUCAAAAUAUCAGAAACUGGCUUGCUGGAAUUGAAUUUCCGAAGUGGUUCUUGAAUCCGAAUAAAGGCGACUCUGCACAAAUCGAAGUGCCUCAAAAUUUGUACGAUGAUGGUAAUUGGUUAGGGAUUGCUCUAUCUGUUUCUUCAUCGAUCCAUGAACAUCCAAACAUCAUCAAUGACACUCCGGAUUCAGAGUUCGCUCGUGAGCUCAUUUGUGAUCUGAACACUCAGGUUGAUCGUGACAAUAAGCUCCGUUUUACAUUCGAUACAGAUAAAGACAUGUGGUUGCAUGCGCAUGAUUUGAUUUGGUUUGUCUAUAUACCGCGUGCUCUAUUUCCUGAAUCGUGGAAUCAAUUGAAUCUAGUCGGUGCAACUUUUGGGUCCAAUGGCCCGGGCUUAGGACUGCAUGAAUGUGCCAUUCGUCUAGUAUUCAAGGAGGAUGUUGAAGAGCUUGUACAAACAUUGACCGUCAGCGAGUUAUCUGCAAACUGCGACCAUUGCAAGGAAGCUGCAGAAUAUGGUAAAUAGUAGUACCAACAGGACACGAUUAAAGAUUAGGAGAGCUUACUGGUCCCUUGCCAAGGACGAUGGCAAACGUGUUGUAAUUGACCUUUUACUUGUUGCACCCAGAAAAAUUCGACAAUGAAGUUGUCAACGGAAGUAUAUGCAUUGACAGGAAGCAAUUAGUUUAUGUUCAAAAGUUUGCAAGGCCAUCAGCGGUUGUUAUUAUAAGUACGUUGAAAUUAGGUGAAUUUGUUUCAAUAACUGCCAAAUAACUUGAAUAGUGGAGUGGAUUUGUUUGGAAACCUUGCCACUUUUUGUGUGUAGAAUUUGGGCUAAAA
Messenger RNA from Malus domestica (apple), 5325 nucleotides. Lineage: Eukaryota; Viridiplantae; Streptophyta; Magnoliopsida; Rosales; Rosaceae. The record is from RefSeq and is a predicted model, not a curated record.